AUGCCUUUAAGUGAUGACAUUCGCGUUGUGGUGGCUAUCGAUUUUGGAACUACUUAUUCCGGAUUCGCAUUUGCUCAUAAAGCCAAUCCUAAAGAUAUCAUAACACAAGAUUAUUGGAAUGGACGCGAAGGAGAAGGAUUGUUUAAAACGCCAACGGUCAUAAAAUAUGAUGAUUCCUACGAAAACGUAGAAUCGUGGGGUUUAUCCGCAUUGACAAAAAAAUCACAUAGGUCUUUUCAAACCUCAUCAAAACCACUCAAGUGGUUUAAACUAUAUUUAUUGGGAAGUGCGUUAACAUACGAAAAACCAUUCUUACCAGAUGUAUUGGAUUAUAAACAAGUCAUUACAGAUUAUUUGGAAAAGUUAGGUGAAGGUAUUAAAAGUAGGUUAAAAAUGCAUUGGAACGAUGUGGAAUUUGAUAAACAAGUUGUAGUUGUUCUAACGAUCCCUGCAGAAUUUGAUGACGAUGCGAUUGCAAUCAUGCGUAAAUGUGCGUUUAAUGCGAAAUUGAUUCCAACGGAAUAUAGUCAAAAUUUGAAAUUUACAACAGAACCCGAAGCUGCAGCGAUUAACUCCAUGGAUACCCUAAAAAAUGAACAUAAAUUGGGACCAGGAGACUUGUUCAUGGUGGUUGAUUGCGGCGGUGGCACAGUAGAUUUAACAACGCAAGAAUUAUUAAACGACGAUGAAUUAAAUGAAAUAACAGUACGUACUGGCGAUGAUUGUGGUUCAUAUAAUAUAGACCGGUCAUUCAUAGAAUUUCUUGGUGAUAAAGUCGGAAAGUCUGCCAUGGAUCUCUAUGAGAAAGAUCAUUACGUUAAUCUACAAAAUAUCGUACAAAAUUUCUUGGGUGGAUUCGGCAUGUCUAAAUACUUACAAAGUAGAAUUAGAAAAAAAUUUUGGGAAGAUGACGUGCCAAAGAUUUCUGUGCCUGAUCUACCUAUUAUAUCUAUUAUGAGAGGAGCUGUCAAAUAUGGUCUUACAGGAAAAAUUAAGAAACGCGUAUUGAAAUGGACUUAUGGUACUAUCGCAGUAAGAAAAUGGGAACCGACUGAUCCAUUGGAAUUAAAACUUCCAAAUGGAUAUAUAAAAGUUUUUGAAAAACUUGCGGAAAGGAGCCAUCAAGUUUCAACGGUUGAAGAAGUUACCAGAUUUUUUAAACCAUAUUCAUUAAGUCAACAAAAAAUGAAUAUUGAUAUGUAUAUUACAACAUUAAAUGAUGCAAAAUAUUUACGAGAUGUAAAGCUAUUUCGAAAAUGGGAAGUUAACUUGACAGGGGUAGAUGAUUAUGAUGAUGAUAAUACAAUUACAUUUACUUUGAAAUUUGGUGAGAUGGAAAUGUUUGCUACUGCUAAAAAUAAGGCUGAAGACGUACAGCAAGUUACUUUUAAAUAUAAUUUAGAAGCACCUUUAAAUAAAAUGUCUGGUAUAAUAAGGUCGGAAACAUUGUAA
Funneliformis caledonium is the source of this 1452-nucleotide messenger RNA. Lineage: Eukaryota; Fungi; Glomeromycota; Glomeromycetes; Glomerales; Glomeraceae. The record is from the annotation of a GenBank genome assembly.